This is a messenger RNA of Penicillium maclennaniae, 1395 nucleotides long. Its product is annotated as cation efflux family protein family. NCBI's taxonomy places the organism in Eukaryota, Fungi, Ascomycota, Eurotiomycetes, Eurotiales, Aspergillaceae. The record is from RefSeq and is a predicted model, not a curated record. Gene Ontology annotation, cellular component: Golgi apparatus; membrane. Bases 1 to 1395 code for a protein of 464 amino acids. Gene Ontology annotation, biological process: intracellular zinc ion homeostasis; transmembrane transport; zinc ion transport. Gene Ontology annotation, molecular function: zinc ion transmembrane transporter activity. The transcript is spliced from 2 exons.
AUGGCGUCGAGCCUCCCUUUACCUAUUCCUCCACGCACGCCGUCCCCUCUAUCGGACGAUGGCAUGGUCCAUUUAUCGUACGCCAAUGCAAGAGUACCUAUCGACCGCGAUUCGUUGUCGCCACUGAAGGAAUCCUUCCCCAAGGGCGCCGCUCUAGAACCUGUGAAAUCGGAUCGCCUUAGCCCUACAAAAGCUUCGUUCAGCUUUGGGACUAGUCCCCCAGAGAAUGGGACCCCAACGCAAAAUGGCUCGGGCGACUCUCCCAGCGCGGGGCCGUUCAAUUUCAAUACCACUGUUAUGGCGAAGAGUCCGGUUGUCAAAUCGAACAUUGGACAACGUCGUGGCCACAAAUACAAGCACAGCAGUAUCUCGCAUCAGAUCUUCCUCGAGCCCCCUCCACGCGCGCCUCUCGCUCUGCCCAAUUCACUCCCGAUGCCAACAUUGAAGGAAUGCCGGUCUAGCAUGUCGAAGGACCAGAAGACACGGUUUUGGUGGAGCGUGUGCCACAUGUUCGUGGCCGCUUACACGCUCUGGAUGGCACACGGGUCACUAGCCAUGACGGCAUUAUCCCAUCUGAUAUUGUUUGACUCACUUGGAGCACUUUUAUGUGUCGCAGUGGAUGUUCUGGGUAAUUUCGAGGUAUGGAAGAGAUCUAGCAUUCGCCACCCAUUCGGCCUCGAGCGCGCCGAGGUGCUCGCUGGCUUUGCCAUGUGUGUGCUCCUCAUGUUCAUGGGUCUUGACUUGAUUUCCCACAAUCUGCAGCAUUUCCUAGAGAAAUCUGGUCAUGAACCCCACCAUAUGCAUGUUCAUGAGCGCGUUUCUUUAGGCAGUGUGGAUAUUACUGCUGUGCUGGCUAUUUCCUCAACCCUGGUUUCUGCAAUUGGAUUGAGAAAUCAUGCACGAAUUGGAAAGGCUAUGCGCUUUGGAUAUAUUGAGUCACUUCCUUCGGUGCUGAGCAACCCUUCCCAUUUCUUGACCCUUUCCUGCUCCACCCUUCUCCUGCUCUUGCCUCUGGUAUCGAUUCGCAUAUACGAUUGGCUUGACAAGCUUCUGUCCGGCACAAUUGCUCUUUCCAUGUGCUUCCUUGGGGUGCGCUUGGUGAAGACCCUGGGAUCAAUGCUUCUUAUGUCCUAUUCGGGCCAAGGGGUGUCUGAUGUCAUCAAAGAUAUUGAAGCCGAUCCAGCGGUAUUCGGUGUUGAUGAUGCGAGGUUUUGGCAGGUUCACUAUGGUCUCUAUAUGGCCAACCUCAAGUUGCGAGUCUCUGGCACAGAGGAUGGCCUUGGUCGACUUCGAGAAAAGAUAUCAAGCUUGAUUCGGAACCGUCUUGGUGGGGGAUAUGGGACCGGAGGACAGAAGUGGGAAGUGUCCCUCCAGUUCACCAUUGAAAAAAUAUAA